AGCCGAGCAGUAAUCGCUCUCUCUACAAAUUUGGUAUGUCCAUGUGGUAACGUGCGCCUAGUGUGAACAGCACCCUAUAAAAAAAGUAAGAGCAAUAGUGGCGCAUUUUAGCCACCCCCCAGAGUCGGAGCAGAGCUUUUGAAUUGUAGGUUGCCAAUUCAUCAAGGAAGGACUGUCUCCCAAUCUGUAAAAUCGCUGAAAAGAAGAAACGAAUUUUUUUGUUUCCCAAAAAAUCCCAAACAACAAAUAACAACCGCUUCUCUCUCUCUCACCUGUGAAAUCUCCAUGGUCUUUCACUUCUGAGCUCUUUGGAGAUCUCUUCAUCUCCCCUUGAUUCUCUGCGUCUUCUGUGUCUUGAUCUAGUUCCUUUUUUCUACUAGUCGAUUUUUCCAUGGCUGCUCCACCUGCGAGGGCUCGAGCCGAUUACGAUUACCUCAUAAAGCUUCUUUUGAUCGGCGACAGCGGGGUGGGCAAGAGUUGCCUUCUUUUACGUUUCUCAGAUGGUUCCUUCACUACUAGUUUUAUCACCACCAUUGGUAUUGAUUUCAAGAUAAGAACCAUUGAGCUUGAUGGAAAAAGAAUUAAGCUUCAAAUUUGGGAUACAGCUGGUCAGGAACGGUUCCGAACCAUUACAACUGCUUACUAUCGCGGAGCAAUGGGUAUUUUGCUUGUGUAUGAUGUUACUGAUGAAUCAUCAUUCAACAACAUCAGGAAUUGGAUUCGCAACAUUGAACAGCAUGCUUCUGAUAACGUUAACAAGAUAUUAGUGGGGAACAAGGCCGACAUGGAUGAAAGCAAAAGGGCUGUCCCGACGUCUAAGGGCCAAGCACUUGCUGAUGAAUAUGGGAUCAAGUUCUUUGAAACUAGUGCAAAGACAAAUCUAAAUGUUGAGCAAGUUUUCUUUUCAAUAGCAAAGGAUAUAAAGCAAAGGCUUGCUGAGACGGACUCGAAGGCUGAGCCUACAACAAUUAAAAUCAAUCAACAAGGCCAGGCAGGCGGGGCCGAUCAAGCUGCCCAAAAAUCAGCUUGCUGCGGAUCUUAAGACCAUAUUAUGUUUCAAAAGGUGCAUUAAUUGCAGGUGACAGUUUCGCCUGAAAAAAAAGGAAGGAAUAUUUUGGAAAAAAAAAAAAAAAAAACAACUAAUUCUGAUGAUAGGAUAUGAUGGGUGCUUGUAAUUUUUUUUUUCUUUUUUCCUUUUUUUGGCUUUGUCAUUCUUUUUUAAUAUUGUUUUAGUGUGUAAGGUAGCGUAUUUUUAUAGAUUACAUUGUUGCAAACAGUUGUGCAUCUUAUGGCAUAUUUCUCUUCCCCUUC
This is a messenger RNA of Manihot esculenta (cassava), 1311 nucleotides long. RefSeq names its product ras-related protein RABE1c. The transcript has 8 exons. Gene Ontology annotation, cellular component: plasma membrane. Gene Ontology annotation, biological process: regulation of exocytosis; protein secretion. Bases 392 to 1042 code for a protein of 216 amino acids. Lineage: Eukaryota; Viridiplantae; Streptophyta; Magnoliopsida; Malpighiales; Euphorbiaceae. Gene Ontology annotation, molecular function: GTPase activity; GTP binding. The record is from RefSeq and is a predicted model, not a curated record.